Molecule: messenger RNA, 3567 nt
Organism: Daphnia pulicaria
Lineage: Eukaryota; Metazoa; Arthropoda; Branchiopoda; Diplostraca; Daphniidae
Gene: Galphas
Product: guanine nucleotide-binding protein G(s) subunit alpha
Exons: 10
Coding region: 910-2049 (379 amino acids)
Biological process (GO): adenylate cyclase-activating dopamine receptor signaling pathway; sensory perception of chemical stimulus
Cellular component (GO): heterotrimeric G-protein complex
Molecular function (GO): G-protein beta/gamma-subunit complex binding; GTP binding; G protein-coupled receptor binding
Source: RefSeq, a predicted model, not a curated record
GGGCGGAUGUUUUUCUUUCGGGAAUGAUUAAAUGUGUGAAACAAUAUAAGCGUGAGCAUUGAUUACACAAUUGGUGCGUGUGAGCACAAGAUGGAGGUACAGGGCAGAUGAGAUAGUAGGCCUCCGCUAGAGAGAGCCACUGAGCAUUCGGUGUUUUAUCCAAGACAGUCAUGGCGGCUUCAGCAGAAACAGGCUCUUUGACAGUGAGCUAAAGCUGUUUGUGUGUGUGGUGGUGUAUGUGGAAGAGAGCCGAGAAAACGAAUUUCAAGUCUUCACACCGACUGAUUAUCUCGUUCGAGGGAUAACAUAAGGAAUCGCCAAGUUAUCUACGUGUGUGUAUGUGUGUGUGUGGAUGUGUGUGUGUGAGUGAGAGUGAGUGAUGGCUGCAUCACUGUAGUGGGUCGGGCCGAACCCCCGUAUCUUCUUGUUUUUCUUUUUUCCGCAUCUGCCGAUUUCGGUGCUCUCACGAACAAACGCACAUGGAUUAUUGUCGAUAGGCAUUGUGUCUGGAAUCUCCUUUGGACUUGUUCAGUGGAUCGGUUGAGCAGAGCAGCCUCCAUCAGGAAUCGUUGUGUGUUGCCACCCAGGCACUCCCCAUCAAAACGGAUAACAGGAGCCACAAAGAUCCAUCCAGUUAAAGUCUCAGCCACAAUAGGGAACAAGGCGCCGAACGGGCGGUCGACCGGAUCGCCAAAAGAGUCCGGCACCGCCAGUGUCAAACCAGUGGCUGCUGGGCCCAGCCCCAACGAACUCACCAACUCUCAUCCUUUGGUUCAUCAGUCAAAGAGUGGAGGCGGCCGGCCGAAACCGCAGUCGGUCGAAAAACAGAGCUACGUCGCCUAUGCGGCGGGUGAAACGACGGAUCAGCAGCAUCCGCCGAGCCGCCGCAGCUGGUCGACGGCCAUCGUCAUGGGCUGCUUCGGCCGCAGCUCCUCCAAAUCGGAUGCGGAGGAGAGCAAACGGCGUAAAGAGGCCAACAAAAAGAUCAACCAGCAAAUACAAAAGGACAAGCAAGUCUACAGGGCAACACAUCGGCUCCUAUUGCUCGGAGCCGGCGAGUCGGGCAAAAGCACCAUAGUCAAACAAAUGAGGAUUCUCCAUGUUGACGGAUUCAGCGAAGAGGAGAAAAUUCAGAAAAUUGAAGACAUCAAAAAGAAUAUUCGUGAUGCCAUCCUGACAAUAACGGGAGCGAUGAGCACGCUGACGCCGCCCGUCUCAUUGGAGAAUCCUGCCAAUCAGUUUAGAGUCGAUUACAUUCAGGACGUUGCCUCGCAGCCGGAUUUUGAUUAUCCACCUGAAUUCUACGACUAUACGGAGGUUCUAUGGCAAGAUAGAGGCGUCCAGGCCUGCUACGAGCGCUCCAACGAGUACCAGCUGAUCGAUUGUGCCAAAUAUUUUCUGGAUCGAGUGCACAUCGUCAAGCGGUCCGAUUACACACCUACCGAACAGGACAUUCUACGUUGUCGUGUUCUGACUUCCGGUAUUUUCGAGACGAGGUUCCAGGUCGACAAAGUCAACUUUCAUAUGUUUGACGUGGGCGGUCAGCGGGACGAGCGGCGUAAAUGGAUCCAGUGCUUCAAUGACGUCACGGCCAUUAUCUUCGUGACGGCCUGCUCGUCGUACAACAUGGUCCUGCGUGAAGAUCCCAGUCAAAACCGACUGCGCGAAUCCCUUGACCUUUUCAAAUCCAUUUGGAAUAACCGGUGGCUCAGGACGAUAUCUGUCAUUCUCUUUCUUAACAAACAGGAUCUGCUGGCAGAAAAAGUUCGAGCUGGCAAAUCUCGCCUGGAUGAAUACUUUCCCGACUUUUCUCGUUACGUCACUCCGCCGGAUGCGGCUACUGAACCCGGAGAGGACGCUGAGGUGGUAAGAGCCAAGUAUUUCAUUCGAGACGAGUUCCUCCGCAUUUCAACGGCCUCUGGUGACGGCAAGCAUUAUUGCUACCCUCAUUUCACCUGCGCCGUUGACACGGAGAAUAUCCGGCGUGUCUUUAACGACUGCCGAGACAUCAUCCAACGGAUGCACCUCCGCCAGUAUGAACUCCUCUGAGAAACAGCCCCAACAAUUAUUGACGAGCUAAGAAGAAAAAAUGACAAAAAUAGGAAAUUAGCCACUCGCGCACAUUAAACAAAAAGAUUUAAAAAACAAAAAAAAGGAAAAAAAAGCCUGUCCCGUUUACCUGUCCCCCUUUCCUCUUAUACCCAGCACAGACACACCUUACGCACGUUACCACCCGCUUCGGUGUGAUUUUUUCCUCUUCGUCAAUCCCUCCUCAUCUUUUUUUUUCCUCCUCCUCCACCUGUCCCGUUUACCUUCCCAUCGAGUCAUUGGCGUUUUAUAUAGUACCAUAUUAUAUAUAUCCCUCAACUCCAUCCACACACACACUCUAUCCGCAGAGAAAGGAAGAAAAAGAGAAGCGGAUGAGAAGAUCAAAAAGUUCUUCUUCCGUCACACACAUUUCGCUCUCCACGUCUCUUAAUUUGGAUUUGAUCGUGACGCACAAACGGGAGCAGCCGCAAGAGAGGGAGAGAAAUCGUGAAAACACUUAACACACACAAAAAUUGAAAGAAGAAAGAAAAGAAGAAAUUCGUGGAAAAAAGGAAACAUUGUGUUGAAGAGAGAGUGUGUCGUGUCGUUGUGUGCGCGCAGUGCUGUUUUUUUUUCUCGCUCUUCUUCGACGCGAAGAAGAAGAAGAAAAAAAAAUAAUUCCGGAUUGGAUUUUAUUUGUUUAUUUUUUGGGGCAACUAUAGGGGGGAAGGGGGAAGAAGAGAAAAAGCGGGUAGAAGAAAAAGGAACAAAAUAUAUAUCUGCGCGGUGUCGUGUUUUUGCGCUCCGUGUGAUUCCGUGAAGAAGAAGAAGAAGAUUUAGAAAAAUAAAAGAAAAUUGAACAAAUAUGGAGUCCUCCAUCAUCAUCAUCUUGUCCUACCCCAUAGCGAAGGAAGUUGAUGGAAGAAAAGACAGAAAAAAAAAUUGGAAAUCACCCCCAUUUCUUGAAGAAGAGAAAAAUUUCAUACAUGUAUUUUUAGGUUGAAUGUGUUCAGCAACCACACCAGAGGCAAGUUAAGACAAAUAUCCCCUCCCCCCCCCCCCCCACAACAAAUAUGUCAUCUUUCAUUUUUCCAUCCUCCAUUGAUCCCUUGUGCGGCUCCCACCCAGGCUCGCGGGGGCGAUUGGGUUCGACAAAAAAUGUUCAAAAAUAUUUUUAAUUUUUACUUUGACAAAUUUGAAAAAAAGGAAGAAAAACUUUAAAAAAAGUUUUUUUUUAUUGUAAGAGAAAGAAGAAGAAAAAACUAAAAUGUUGCAAAAAAAAAUCGUGAGUAUCUUGUGUCAAACGAGGCCAGUGUUUGUUCGUACACCCUACCGCCCCCCCUCCACUCCCCCCUCUCUCAUCCGUCUGCUCCAUUUGGAAAAGGAAAGAAAAAAAGGAAAAAUCAAAUUUCGGUUCUUAAUUAUUAUUAUUAUUAUUAUUAUUUGUGUGCGCGUGUGUGUGUGUGUGUGUGUGUGUGUCAUGACGGACUGUGCGACGACAAAGUCAUCUCCUCACGACGACGACCUCCUCCUCCCCCC